Ordospora pajunii is the source of this 1425-nucleotide messenger RNA. RefSeq lists its product as uncharacterized. The record is from RefSeq and is a predicted model, not a curated record. The transcript has a single exon. Gene Ontology annotation, biological process: autophagy. NCBI's taxonomy places the organism in Eukaryota, Fungi, Microsporidia, Ordosporidae. Bases 1 to 1425 code for a protein of 474 amino acids.
AUGAUCAGCAGGAGCAGGAUUGAUAACUUAUUGAGAAAUGACAUUGAGGCUUCGUCAUUCGAUCAUAGCAUGAACAUAGGAAGAUAUGUGACAACCAUCAGAAGCCUUAAAAAGAAGUAUCUUGGCAAUGAAAUCACAUUGCUUGAUAUUUAUCAGUACUACCGAGUACCACUAUCUAUGUAUACAUCCAGGAAAAUGAGAAAUGUGUUUGUGACUGCUUCUCUUUGCCUGACUGUGUACAUUACAUCAAACAUGGACACGCUGAGAAGCAACAGUAUCCCAAGCCUCGGGCUGAAUUUUUCGUCGGCAGCUUUGGUUGUUGGAGGAGCCUUUGUAGGAAAAGAGAUUAUUUCAUAUGUGCUGAACCUGAAAAAAACAAUGUCUAUGUUCUACAUAUACAGAUACAUAUUGAAGAGUGAUACCGAAAGCACCAAGUUCAGGGACAUUGUUGAGCAGAUAAUUAGGCUCGAAAAGGAAAUACACGGAAGAGAGUUGCGUGAGAAAGACAUCCGAUACAUUAUCAACCACGAAAAGUUCCUGUUGCUGCUGCUGAUGAGGAGGUUUCCAUCAAUCUUCGAUCCAAUGUGUUCCAGGUUUUUGCUUUACAUCCUGCAUCUCUACAUUAAUAAAGUAGGCGUACAUGCAAUCGAUGAGCUGUGUGAUGAAAUCAGAGUAGUGGUUUUGAUCAUGGCCGUGCUUUCCCCUGUGAUCUCCAUAUUCUUCAUGCUGUACUAUGUUGCAAAAAUAAUUGAAAACUCUCAGAACUGCAUCUUCUAUGCAUUCAGAAGGGAGCAUAGAACGUCAUUCAAGUAUUUCAUAACAAAAGGCACGGAAUAUCCUCACGAAACCCAGAUGAGGAUUCAAAGGGGUGCAAAGUACCUCGAUCAGUUUUUCCAGCUCAAGAGAGGCAACUAUCUUGUGGGCAUAUGCUCUGCAAUCUCGUUCUUCUUGAGCUGCUUGAUCUUCCUUACUGCAUGCUUGAUGAUCAAGACAGUACUAACAAGCAACUCUACACUCAACGGUGUUUUCCGUGAAAACAUAAAGAUAUUUGGCAGAAAAACAAGCAUAGUCCAUCUGUCAUACUUCAUAGGAGGCAUUUCUUUUUGCCUGAAAUGCUUGAACUUUAGAUAUGCAACGGUUAAUCGUCGGAAGGCAUUUGCAAAAUGGUGCGAAAUCAUGGAUCAGGACGGGCUUCUUAAAUACUCCAGAAACAGAAAGUAUCUGGAGCGUGUCAUAACAAGGUUCUUUGUGCCUAGAAUCUACCUUUUUGUCUUGGAAAUAAUCUCUCCGUUUGUUGUUCCAUUCCAGCUCUCGAGAUUCCGGAGAGAGCUGAGAAGCAUUGAGUUAAUGUUUCAGUCUGCAGGGAAUUAUCAAGAAUACAAUAGAUUCUUCAGAAGCAAACGUGCAUCUGUCCUUGACUUAUAG